Salvia splendens (bonfire salvia) is the source of this 6085-nucleotide messenger RNA. Its product is annotated as receptor-like protein kinase FERONIA. NCBI's taxonomy places the organism in Eukaryota, Viridiplantae, Streptophyta, Magnoliopsida, Lamiales, Lamiaceae. The transcript has 6 exons. The coding region runs from base 2265 to 4901 and encodes 878 amino acids. Gene Ontology annotation, molecular function: transmembrane receptor protein tyrosine kinase activity; ATP binding. The record is from RefSeq and is a predicted model, not a curated record. Gene Ontology annotation, biological process: protein autophosphorylation. Gene Ontology annotation, cellular component: plasma membrane; plasmodesma.
GGAAUCCAAAUUUACGUUAUUAAACCUGUGUAUUUCUGAACAGAGAUUCUAGUAGGUGUUAUUACAACAUUGUGUAUUUUAACAGAGAUUCUACUACACGUGUUAUAAAGCUAAUUAAAGAUGAGUUGUGAGUGUUGGAACAGAAGUCUCUACCAUUUUCUAAAUAUUUUGAAGAUGAUUUUUUGAAAUCCACUCUUAUCUCAAUUAAAUUGGCAUGUGAAGAACAUGAUGUUAAAACCUAUCCACGUAAGUUUUAUAUGGUGAAUUUCUCUAACACCUAAUAAAAUCAGUUCCAUGUUUAGGAUUAAAACUAAUAAAAUCAGUUCCAUGUUUAGGAUUUCGUCUUACCAAAUCAAAUCUCCAAGCAGAAGUGUUUUUAUCAGCUCGCCAAAUGUAGCUCCAUUUACUAGCUAAUCCAGAACCACAAGAAAAGAUGUAGAAAUCGAAAUUAAAUAACAGCAAAAAAAUUAACCAAUUCAUUCAUAAAAUUCUUAUUGGUUGCAAAUCUUGUGUAAUUCUUCUCAACAACAAUGGAGUGUUGAGUUUGUGUUUUUCACUGAUGUGUUCAUAAAAAGCCUCAAUUAUUCGCAAAACACCUUAAUUUUCACUAAAUCUAAGUAAACUUCAUACAAUUCAAUAAAUUUUCAUAUCCGAAAAUAUCACCUGAAAUUUUUUUGAAGAUAUUUAACGGCGAACAAAAAAUAAAAGGGUCAGAAUAUAUAAGUUGGGAACUUGGGAUAAGAAAAAAAUUAUAGCACUUCUACAUUCAUUGAUUUAUCAUUUAUGCAGAACGUUACUGUGGCCAAAUUUAUGGUUUGGGCUAUCAAUUUCAUACCUACCUAUCUCACUUAUCAUGAUACUAUGAUAUUUCUGCAAAUUAACCAAAAAUAAAAAAAUUCUAGACUGCAAAUAAAAUUACCUUCCUACUAAAUUGUUGAUCAUGUUGACCUUAGUAAGGCAAAGUGUAGAAUGCGGCUUCAGCUGCUUCCCAGCAAACUCCUCGUCAUUGAGCUUGAUAUUCAGCUGAGAUGAGCAUAUGUGGUAUUAGCCAAUAUCUUGGUCAUCUGACCGAGGAGCAUCACGUUGGCUUUGAAGCAGCUGCAUGGUACUGGCAUUUUGUAGACGUGGUUCGGUUAUUCCCAUUUGUCUCUAUCUAUUGGUGGGGAGGUAUAUGAAGGAACGAAUCAGUGGACUGAGGAAUGAAAGCUCGAAGACAAAGAGAACCGGGCUUUUCCAAAGAAUUACUGCAGCUUUCCCACUCCCUUUGAUUAUCAUAUACAAAAAAGUAUCUUCCACUUUCCUACCAAAUCUCUCUCUAUUCAGGCACAUAAAUGAAGGGAUGGAAGAGAUUAUGGCGGAUCAUGUUCACCACGAAAUGACUCGAAAUUGGAUCUUGGUCUAUUUGAGAUUCUUUCUUUUAAUCGUAAUCAAUUCUUGUCUCUCCUUUCUUUUCUGAACAAAUCGAAGAACCUAAUGGAUCGAACUCAUCCUUGGCCUCCCUCAGUUUGUGCCAUCUCAUAAGUAUCAACCAAUGAAACGAAGUCGAAUAGGUCAACUCCUUCUGUGAAACAUUAUUGAUUUCUGCGAGUUUGACACAAAAGCUGAGUCAAGCUCCGCAGCAUCACGAACAAUCUUGAUUGAUAUUUAUUAUCACCCCUAUUUGUUUUGCCUUCCUACCGAAAGCAGGUAUGGGAGUAGACAAGAAGCAAGAAAGAGUGUAGUUGUUCUUCGGAUCUGUAUCUAGUUUUUGCUGCUAUCGACGUGUAGCUCGAAAACCGCAAGAAAAGAGCAACUUUAUAUAAAGUUCCCAGCCUUGUUUUGCUAUCCAUUCCACUGAUGAAGAAGCUAAAUUCCGAGACUAGGCAUUAUCACAUACGAAAUUGUCAUAUAUUGAUGUUGAAUAGAUUUCUUUUUGAACUCAGGUGCUACCGUCUUCAACAACCAAACUUCAAUCAUUGAAUGGGGAAGUAGCGAUAGCCCAUCGAGCAUAGAGAUCAUAGCUCCGAAGCUCAACCAAGGUGAGUUUAGUCGAUGUAUUAUACGGGGGAAGUCAAAUUGGGGUCAGAGACCCUACCUCUACUUGGCUUGGUUUUGAACCGAAAGUGGUCAAGUCAAAGUCUACAAGAUCAGCUGCUGAUGCUUCUAAGUUCUAAGCAACCUCCUCCUCUUUGACUUCGAAAUUCAUCUUUCCGACUAAUCAUUCAUUCAUUCCAACCAACCAGAUCCUCAGAUUCCAAGAAACACAAAGAUCACACCAGAGAAUAAUGCAUCACUUUUCACUUUCCAUUGCUCUGUUGCUUCUUUUUCACCUUGGUGCAUUUCCAGUAGCAACUAGUAAUGAUCCAAUUACAGCCACAUCCAAGCUUUCCAUCAGUUGUGGCUCGGUUGCCACGUCUGUAGCUCUCAACGGCAAACAGUGGAUUGCAGACAUACAACCAAAAGGAUCAUCCCUGCUACAGAUAAAGGGUUCAUCAACCGACUCAACUCUCAGGCAUAGCUCCACCUCUGCUCAUCAAGUUCCCCACAAGACAGCAAGAAUCUCUACUUCUCAGUUCUCCUAUGCAUUUCGAGUCAGCCCGGGUGAGAAAAUUCUCCGCCUUCACUUUAAUCCCGCUCCAUAUAAAGGCUUCGAAAGGUUGAACGACUUGUUCAAUGUUGAAGCUGGGCCCUUUAUUCUGCUGGCUAACUUUAGCGCUUCAUUAACUGCUGCUGCUCUUGGUGUCAACACUUUUUCCAAAGAGUUCUGCAUAAGCCUAGAACAAAACCAAAUGUUUAGUGUAACCUUUUCUCCUGUAACUAGAGAUACUACAUAUGCUUUCUUAAACGGAAUACAGAUAAUCCCAGUACCUCUACGUCUUUCUUACUUGAAAGGAGGUGAUCAUCGAGCCCAAGUGGUAGGCCGCAAGGCUCCAGUGAGUAUUGACAAUACCACUGCACUUGAAUUAACACACAGGGUUAUGAAACAGUAUUUAGUUUCAUUUUCUGAUGAAUUUGAUGAUAAAGAAAAGGAAAAUGAGAUCAAUGGUCUUACCAGGAAAACAUCAGUAGAUGUUGGCUUUAGGUACUUGGUCAGGAUUCAUUUCUGCGACCUAGGUCUCCAAGGUGAGGGACUCAAAGUCCUUCUUGAUGAAGUAAUUGUGGAUGUUAACAUUUCUGUAGAAUGGGAUGAUGAAUAUGGCAUCAUAGAGUACAGAGACUAUGUAAUGGCAGUUAAAGGGAGAAAAGAGGAGGGUAAACGAGAGCUCUUGAUUUCCCUGCAGUCUAAUGAAGAGUUUGUUGAUGCAAAUCAACUCAUCAAUGGAUUUGAAAUAUUCAAACUGAGCAAUCCUGAUAACAGUCUUGCCAGUCCGAAUGUCUUCCCUCCAAAAAGUAAUUCUCCCCUUCGGAUUAUCAACAUCUUACUGCCUAUUCUGUCUCAAGGAAAUGCUACUGCAACUCUAGCAAUAGCCAUACUUGCUAUGAUGAAUAUAAUUGUCUAUAAGUUGAGGGAAGUCUGUGAAGCAAGAAGCACUACAGAUGAGGAGAACAUACCAUCAGCAAAGGCUGAACGACUCUGUCGACGUUUUUCACUGGCUGAGAUUCAAUCAGCCACCAAAAACUUCAGUGGAAGGUUACUCAUCGGAAGGGGAGGAUUUGGUAAAGUUUACAUUGGAUUUAUUGAUAAUGGACGAGAGACUGUUGCCAUAAUGAGGUUAAAAUCUGACUCAAGACAAGGGAAACAUGAGUUUUUGACUGAGAUUGAAACACUUUGUGAGCUCAGACAUAUUAAUCUUGUCUCUCAAAUAGGCUACUGCAGUUAUCAAAGGGAAAUGAUUCUUGUUUAUGAGUACAUGCCCAGUGGCACACUGGCUGAUCACCUCCAUGAAUAUGCAAGGGAAGGCAAAGAUUCAUGUUCUCUCACUUGGAAGCAACGCCUAGAUAUCUGCAUAGGAACCGCCCGAGGAUUAGAGUAUCUCCACACAGGCAACAGAAUCAUAUAUCACGAUGUUAAAGCUUCUAACAUCCUCUUGGAUGAAAAUCUCAUAGCCAAGGUCUCCGAUUUUGGGUUAGCUAAGCAUGAAGAUCGAAUCAAGCUACAGAGUCAUAUUGGCACAAGAGUUAAGGGCACACAUGGGCACAUGGACCCAUAUUAUCAAAAUACAGGCAAGUUAACAAGGAAAAGUGACAUAUAUGCCUUUGGUGUUGUGUUACUGGAAGUAUUGUGCGAGAGAAAAGCACUAGGUCCUAGGUUCGGAGAGGAAGAUUUAUAUCUCACCAUAUGGGCUCAAAACAAGAUUAAGGAGGGAGAGGUUGAUAAGAUUGUGGCUUCGACUCUGUUGGAAGAAAUCCUACCAGAUAGCCUGAAGGCAUUUGUUGAAGUUGCUGAAAGAUGUUUGCACAAGGAACCAAAGCAGAGGCCAACGAUGGCUCAAAUUGUUGUUCAACUUGAGUCUGCACUUGAGCUUCAGGAGAGUGGAAAGAGUGCUGAGUCAAAUCACGUAGUUCUUGUUGCUAAUGAUGUAUGUCCAACAAAUGAACAUAUGACAUCUUCUGCAAACACUGCACUAUCAGCAGAAGCCUUCUCAGAUGUAUAUGUUGAUACAUCUCCUCCUAUGGAACAAAGAAAUCUAAACUAUUUUCCAGAUGGAGAAGAAGAACCGAAAUCGUAUAAGGCACAUUUUUGGGCAUUAGAUGCACUAUGGAACAGGUUAAAACCAUCUAAGAGAAAAGAAAUCAGAUUAGCAUCAGAAUUGUGUGAGGCGGACAUAAAAGUGCCAAAGUAUGAAUUUAGCAAGCUUGCGGCUGCUACCAAUCUAUUCUCCAAUUCCAAUAAGAUUGGACAAGGUGGAUCUUCUCGAGUCUACAAGGCUGUAUUACCCACAGGAAGGACAGUCGCAGCUAAGAGAUUUUUUCAUCCAUAGACCGCGACGUCCCUCUGUUCAAAAAUGAGAUUCUUUCAGUUUCCAGUCUCCAUCACCAGAACAUCAUUAAACUACAUGGAUAUUGCAUUCAUGACAAAACAUGGUUGCUUUUGUAUGAAUUCAUGGAGAAUGGAAGUUUAGAUAGAUAUAUAUUUGAUGAAGAACGACGUCCUAGGUUUCAAUGGUCAGAACGCUUCAAAAGUCAUUAUUGGAAUUGCUAAAGGGAUUAUCUAUCUUCAUCAAGAGUCAAGUCCAAAAGUGAUUCACAAGGAUCUUAACCCCACCAAUAUAUUACUGGACAAUGAGAUGAAUCCUAAAAUUUCCGGCUUUGGCUUAGCCAGAAUUACUGAAGAUGACCAAUCACAAGUGCCCACCUGUAUUGCUGGGUCCACAGGUUAUCUUUCACCAGAAUUUUAUAUCGGAGGACGAAUUUCAGAAAAGUCAGAUGUCUACAGUUUUGGUAUAUUAGUCAUGGAGAUAUUGAGUGGAAAGAGAAGUAAUACAGAAAUGGAGAAUCUCAUUGGCAGUGCUUGGGAGCUGCAGAGAAGAAAUAUGAAUGUAUUAGGGAUGGUGGAUGCAUACCUUGUUGGAGAGUUUUCAGAGGAAGAAGUGCUGAGAUGUGUACAUGUAUGUCUGUUGUGCACCCAGUCAGAGCCGCAACAUCGCCCAACGAUGGCAUCUGCCAUAAGAAUGUUGCUCGGAGAAGACUUAUUGCUGCGAGACAAGGUGGAACAAGCACAAUGUCCUUCCAAUUUCACCACAAACUGGCCAUAUUGCGUCCCCUCUACUUCAAGAAAUUGGUCAGAGGAGACCCAGGCGAGUCAGAGACACUGAGUUAUUCUACUCGGUAGCUUCCAGUUGACAAGUUUACACCCUUUGCAGAGCUCAGUUACCCCUCCUCUGCUUGUUUGUCUCACUACAAAUGCAUCAUUUCAUCAAACAAUGGAGGAGCAAUGAAGCUAAAGAUGAGUUCAAGUGUUCAAGAGUAGUCUCAACCAUUUGUAGAUAUUUAAAGAUGAUUUCUUGGAAUCCAUUCUCACAAUUAAAUUGAUUGUGAAGAUGUUAAAAUCUGUUAAGUUACUAAUACUGAUGGGACCACGUUAUUUUUAAAUGGUCAAUUUUUCCAUUAGUUUCUUGUGCAAGAAAUUUAAGAAAUGAGGACUCUUGUGAUGUCUUUGCUUGUA